CAUGCACAUAUCAGCGAGACACCCCUCGAAGCUUUGAACUGAUGAAGGAGAUUGAGCCGGGCGCUCUGUAUAAUAUCCCACAAACCACUCGUACGGCAAAACCUGGGGAUUUAGAGUGUAGAGCAGUAGAACGUGAAGACGAGAAGACCAAGGAGACGAGACGCGAGAAAGAUGGCGGAGGGGCCCACCCGCCAACUCUCUCUACGCCCUGAAUCACCGAUGAAAUGAAGAGUUGCUAAAAUAUGAUGGGCAUAGAGGCUCUAGUCUUCGCUUCAUUGCUUUUUAUGUGGCUUUUACCCUUCUCAGAUGGCUUUGCUGCUAGUAUUGUGGCUUCCCCCAUCACUGAAGUUCGCCUUGUGGGGGGUCGCUCAUCAAUGCGAGAAGGCCGCGUGGAAGUUCUACACCAGGGAGUCUGGGGCACAGUAUGUGAUGAUUCAUGGGACCUGAACGACGCCAAAGUGGUGUGUAGAAUGCUGGGAUAUGUCGCAGAACGGGCCGUAGGAUCAGCCCAUUUUGGUCAGGGAUCUGGUCAGAUCUGGAUGGACGAGGUUCGAUGCACUGGUAGAGAAAGGGACAUAUUUCAGUGUCUAUUCAAUGGAUGGGGUUCACACAACUGUGGUCAUCACAAAGACGCAGGGGUCAUUUGUCAAAAAGAUCAUUCAGUGCGUCUGGUAGGGGGCUCAUCAUCGCUAGAAGGCCGCGUGGAAAUAUUUUAUCAAGGAGUCUGGGGCACAGUAUGCGAUGACUUUUGGGACCUGAACGACGCCAAAGUGGUGUGUGGAAUGCUGGGAUAUACCGCAGGACAGGCCGUAGGAUCAGCUCACUUCGGUCAGGGAUCAGAUCCUAUCUGGAUGGACGAUGUCCGAUGCACUGGUAGAGAAAGGGACAUAUUUCAGUGUCUAUUCAAUGGAUGGGGCGCACACAACUGUGGUCAUCACGAAGACGCAGGGGUCAUUUGUCAAUAUGUGCGUUUGAUGGGAGGAGGAUCGCCCCAAGCUGGUCGCGUGGAAAUUCUUCAUCAAGGAGCCUGGGGCACAGUAUGCGAUGACUCAUGGGACAUGAAUGACGCCAAAGUUGUUUGUGGAAUGCUGGGAUAUGUCGCAGUACGGGCCGUAGGAUCAGCCCAUUUUGGUCAGGGAUCUGGUCAGAUCUGGAUGGACGGGGUCCGGUGCACUGGUUCAGAGAACGAUAUAUCUCAGUGUCCAUUCAACGGUUGGGGCUCACAUGACUGCAGUCAUGGCGAAGACGCCGGGGUCAUUUGUCAAUAUGAUCUAUUGCUCAAUGAGAGUACAAGCACAACGUUCACUUGCACUGUGACAGGCCAGUCGGGAGCUUUCUCUUAUUCCUGGGCGCGAAAUGGAUCACCUUUUUCUCUCCCGGCAAAUAUCCACCUUCAAAACGGUGGUCGGGACCUGGUUUUCGCACCUGUAAAGAGAACUGAUCAAGGAUUUUACACGUGCACCGCGAGUCAAAACGCCGUUACCAAGAUCUCGCCAGGUGUUUCACUUACUAUUAACUUCCCCCCGGAUACAAAGGUCUUUCCUGUAAUGGCGAAUCAAGGAAAUAGUGCAACUUUGAGGUGUACCGUGGUCAGCGGUCGACCUCCAGCCAGUUCGUUCACGUGGAUGAAAGACGGCUUAUUAUUUGACUCCGCGACACGCCCAUGUGUCAGCACAACCAAUGGCGGACGAUACUUGGUGUUCUCAUCUCUGAGAAGGACGGAUCAGGGCAUGUAUUCCUGCGUUGCACUAAACAGUGUGGGAAUAGGAAGAUUUAUCGCUGCCAAGAUGACUGUAAACUAUCCCCCUGAAGUCUCUCUUCAAUCAAUCGUUGCAAGCGAAGGGGGGCUAGCAACGCUGAGGUGUUCCGUGAUAAGAAGUCAGCCCCCAGUUCUCUCAUACACAUGGCGUAAAGAUGGCGUGACGUUCAACCCAGCUACACACCCUAAUGUGAGCGUGACUCACGGAGGAAGAGAUCUCUUGUUUGCGCCUGUAUACCGAACUGACCAGGGCAGCUACACGUGUGAAGCGAGCAACAGUGUCGGUAAUGGGACUUCGCAAGCUUCUCGGAUGACCAUUCACUACCCCUCUGUUACCAGCGUUUCUCCACUGGUAGCAAAAGAAGGAGAUAAUGCAACCUUGAAGUGUAGCGUGCUGGUCAGCGGUAGACCUCCAGCCACUUCUUUUACGUGGAUUAAAGAAAGCCAAUCUUUUGACCCUGCGACACGCCCAAGUGUUAGCACAGCGAAUGGUGGACGGGACUUAGUGUUCUCGCCUGUGGCUAGGAGGGACCAGGGAAUGUAUUCCUGCGUUGCACUAAACAGCGCGGGAAUAGGAAGAGCCUCCUCUGCAAAGUUGAUCGUGAACUUCGAGCCUUCCGUCACGGUCACGCCACUUACAGUUACAGAGGGCUCCAAUGUGACGCUCGUGUGUCGGACAGUAAGUCAGCCGGAAAUUGAUCGUUACAACUGGCUAAAGGACGGUUCCGUUUUCAACACGUCUGCCGGUUCUCAAGUGACUCAGGAAAGAAAUGGGAAACUCUUAGCAUUCAUUGGCGUGCAACGGAGUGAUCAAGGGAAUUACACUUGCAUUGCUCACAACGCCAUCGGCGGCGGGUCAUCAACUGCUGCACUGAUUAUCAAUUAUCGCCCUACAGUUAUGGUUACUGCACAAGCAAGUGCUAAUGAGGGGGAAGGCUUAACGCUAAGAUGUACAGUGGAAGGUAGUCAGCCCUCAGUCAGCUCGUACACCUGGCUAAAAGAUGGCGCCGAAAUCAAUCUAGCGACACACCCAAGAGUGCGCGCAGAACGUGGUGGACGUUACUUGGUAUUUGCGCCUGUGGGACGAGCCGAUCAGGGCAACUAUACAUGUGAAGCGACCAACAUCGUCGGUAGUGGAUUUUCGCCACCUGCCCAGCUGAUAGUCCAUUACAAACCAGAGCACAUAUCCCUGAAGUUAACCGUGACCGCCUGCCUCUACGACAGCGCUGUGUUGGCAUGCAACUCAGUGGCCAAGCCUGCACCACAGGGAUACCGUAUCUACAGGAACGAUUCCUUGCUAGUCACCAGCCCUUUCCCCACCCACACUGUGCGACUGACGUCACUAGGUCACGUGGUGUACAAGUGCGUACCUUACAACGUCGUUGGUGAUGGAGAGACUGCUACAACUGUCGUAACGGUGAAAGAUUGCAGCAGUCCCACCACGAACAUGUCUGGUCCAGUGAAAAGUCUGGUUGGUGAUGAGACAAAGCAAAGUGAUACUUUCCAGAACCUGUUCCUGGUCUCGGUACCAGUGCUCUUCGUUGUCAUACUUCUUCUUAUCGCUAUCACGUGCUGGACAAGGCGCAAAGAGAUGACAAAAGCUCAAAAAAGGGAUGACCAAGCAAACGCGGACGCUGACCCGACGACACAAGAACAGGAGAGGAAUCAACCGCUCGCCUUGCACACUUUGGGGGGAGUUAUAAACGCCAGCUACGCAAGCCAUGAAGGAAACACAGAAGAACCAGUAUACGACGAGGUCGGCUCACGCAGUGCAAGGUGUGUCUUAUACGCCUCGCAGGAUGCCGACCAAUCAAAUGAUAGAUACGCAUCUUUGAGCAGGCCCCAGGGCCAGACAGGACCAGGAGAAGCUUUGUAUGAGAACAUACAGCAGUAUGAGCAACUUGACAUUGGAAGCCUCGAGUCGCACUACGCAAAACUUGAUACCAGUACUAUGGCGUGAAGUGUAGAGCAACAAAGGUACGUCGUUUGUUGACGCUUAUCGAAACCAGUACUAUGGAGUGAAACUGAGAGUACAGCGACGAAGCGUAGAGCGAUUAAGCUUAGUCUACUCUAUGCUUACGCGUAUGGAUACCGUUAUACGCUAUGGAGUCAAACUGAACGUAGAGCGAUAAAGUUAGUCCAAACUAUGUUUACUCAUGUCAAUACCACUAUCAUUGCUUGAUAGUGAAGGCUCGGUUCACACGUCGUGUCAAUGACUUUAAAAUGUACAGAACAUAGGAGAAACACGAGCCUUUAGCAUACUUUGCGCACCAUUACUAGUGGCGAUCCUUUUUGUAAUAAGAUAUAAACCCAUGUCAAAUAACA
Molecule: messenger RNA, 4084 nt
Organism: Nematostella vectensis (starlet sea anemone)
Lineage: Eukaryota; Metazoa; Cnidaria; Anthozoa; Actiniaria; Edwardsiidae
Product: hemicentin-1
Exons: 17
Coding region: 243-3719 (1158 amino acids)
Cellular component (GO): membrane
Source: RefSeq, a predicted model, not a curated record